AUGUACGCCAACAAGCCAGAUAAAUAUCUGGCGUACAAACUGAGGGAGAGAACAAGGUCCUUCGCAAUUCCCUCUGUUCACACUCAAAAUGGGGUCCCCACUUCCAACCCUCAGGAAAUAGCUGAAACCUUUGCUAGGUACUAUGAGAAAUUAUACGAUGGGAAAAAAGUGUCUCCGGGGGAUCUCAGUCGGCAAACAAAUGAUUUUUUUAAACAGGCUAACCUGCCGAUUAUCCAAGACGCAGAUCUAGCAAAACUUAAUGCAGACAUUUCAGCUAUAGAAAUUUUGAAUGUAAUUAAAGACCUUAAGUCGGGUAAAGCGCCUGGCCCAGAUGGCCUUACGGGGGAGUAUUAUAAGAUAUUUGGUGUGACCUGCUGUAUGGCCAUGUCUGAUCUGGAAAGUACCACUGUUGAUGAUAACGUGUCAAAACCUUCAUCAGACGAUGGUUAUUGGGACUGCAGUGUAUGUACCUUCAGGAACAGCGCUGAGGCCUUCAAGUGCUUGAUGUGUGAUGUGCGCAAGGGAACCUCUACCCGGAAACCUCGACCUGUUUCUCAAUUGGUUGCACAGCAGGUAACUCCGCAGUUUGUGCCUCCCAUGCAGUCAAAGAAAGAAAAAAAAGACAAAGUAGAAAAGGAGAAGAGUGAAAAGGAAACUACUAUCAAAAAGAACAGUCAUAAGAAAACCAGGCCACGUUUGAAAUAUGUGGAUAGAAGUAGUGCACAGCAUUUGGAAGUCACUGUGGGAGAUCUGACGGUCAUUAUUACAGACUUUAAGGAAAAAACAAAGUCCCCUCCUACAUCCAGUGCUACGUCUGUGGAUCAUAGUCAAAGUGGUUCUGGUUCUGAAAACACGGAGAGGGGCAUAUCCAGGUCUUCAUCUCCAAGAGGAGAGGCAUCAUCAGUAAAUGGAGAAUCUCAUUAAAGUUUAUUUUAUCCCGUCUUUAGGCUUUUCUCUGUUCAGCUAAACAUCACCUGCCAACUACAUUUUCAUGAAAAAUUAAUAAUCUGAUGCAAAACAUUUUUUUUUAAUGGUAUGCACUUUUUUUUUUGUACCUUUUGAUUUAUAAGUGCUGUAUUCAUCUUCAUACCCGAUCCUGGAAUCCAGUUACUUGUCAUAUGGUAAGUGAAGCGGAAUAGGACCUGCAUUGUACUUUUUCACAUUAAGAUAAAUCCAUGCUCCUCGAAACAUAAGAUAAAAGGACUAUUUUAUGUUAAAAAUGGCAUAGGUAGGUAGAGACAGUUGACUAAUAACCAGCAAAACCUGAGCUGUGUAAAAUUUAAGAACAUGUUGAAACGUAGCAGAUGUUAUGCCUAUUUCUAAACUGUCAGGCAAAAUCACACCUGUAACAAGAACUUGGUGAUGAGGACCAAUACAAAAUGUCCCUGUACUCUGCCAGCUAUGACAAUUACAUACACUUAAAAGUAAAUCAUAUUUUUAGAGUUCGAUA
Molecule: messenger RNA, 1450 nt
Organism: Bombina bombina (fire-bellied toad)
Lineage: Eukaryota; Metazoa; Chordata; Amphibia; Anura; Bombinatoridae
Product: YY1-associated factor 2-like
Exons: 3
Coding region: 1-924 (307 amino acids)
Biological process (GO): positive regulation of DNA-templated transcription
Cellular component (GO): nucleus
Molecular function (GO): transcription coregulator activity; DNA binding
Source: RefSeq, a predicted model, not a curated record